AUGAAUGAAUCUACUGUGCAUAUAUAUUCCAAAAAACAUGAUGUUAAAGAAGAUAAUAAUGGCGUAGCUAGUACAGAAUCAUGCUCCACGAAAGCUACAGAUGAAAGGCAACGGAAAGAAAAAAGUCCAACAAAAUCAAAAUUAAUGUCAUUAGCUAAUGAAUUAUUUGAUUUUUUCUUAAUUUAUUUGUCACCUUGUGAUAUUGUUCAAUCGUUAAGUGGCAUUAAUAAACGAUUAAAUUUACUUAUCUAUCACUUUAUACAUAGAAUUGAUGUAUCAACAAAGAAAAAACAAUGGUUAAAUAAACAUUUAUUAUCAAUUCAACCUUUAGUAACAAGAAUAAAAUUUGAUCAUUCAGAAUUACAAACAUUGUUUCCAACAACAACAAUAAUUCAUAAUCAAUAUCAUUGUCUUAAAUCAAUAAUAUGGAAUUAUCAAUUUGGUCAUGAUGAUCGUCUAUCUAUAUCCUAUUUAAAUAUAUUUAAAAUAAAAUUAUUAUCAUUAAAUUUAAAUUUAAAUUCAGAUAAUGAUGAAAUUGUUGAUAAUAAUAUUGCAUUAUUAUUAUUACAAAAUGAUUCAUUAAUUGAAAAUUUAAUAUUUAAAGAUAAUAAUAGUUAUAAUUUAUUAUGGUUUUCAUUUAAAUAA
Didymodactylos carnosus is the source of this 645-nucleotide messenger RNA. The record is from the annotation of a GenBank genome assembly. NCBI's taxonomy places the organism in Eukaryota, Metazoa, Rotifera, Eurotatoria, Philodinida, Philodinidae.